AUUUCAAUUAUAGUGAACGAAUUGAAAAAGAGAAUAAACCCUAGAAAGGGUUUUCGUAACACAGAAAAGAGGAGAAAUGCGAUCUGAAAAGAGAACGAUAAGUAUUGAUUUGCAGGGAUUAUUGUAGCGCAGAAAAAAAGAGGAACGCGAUCUUCAAAAGGAAACGAGAAGUCAUUGAUUUGCAAAUUGUAGAAAUGGACAAGAGCAUGCUUGGAGAUUUGGCCAACAUGCCAGAGGAAGAUCAACAGAGAAUGUCCAACAUGAUUGAUCAGCUUCAAAUUAGAGACAGUUUGAGGAUGUAUAAUUCGUUGGUGGAAAGGUGCUUCAAUAAUUGUGUUGAUAGUUUUCGACGCAAGACUUUGGACAAACAGGAAGAAACAUGUGUUCAGCGGUGUGCAGAGAAAUAUUUGAAACAUUCUAUGAGGGUCAGUCUGAGGUUUGCUGAGCUUAAUCAAGGAAGCCCAACUCCUGACUAAUUGUUUAUUUAAGAUUACAAACAAUUGGCGUAACUUGACUGUCAAAGUACUUUUCAUGGAUUUCUGAACUGCUGAGUUUUGGAACCAAACUCUUUCAUUUACCUGAUCAGUUAGCAUGAAGCUCCAAUAUUCGAUGAUUUCUUUUUUGGUUAUUAGAAUUUUUAUUCAUGUUGUAAUGUUGACACAACAUUGAGGGUAUUCUAUUGUUUGGGGGGCAAGCAGAAAAUGAAUUAUCUGCACCUUCCAUUUUUUUUAUGAACAUGGUUUGCAUUGUCUUCUAUUUAACUUAUGAAGUCAUGGUUCAAUUGAUACCCUUUUGACAUUA
This is a messenger RNA of Cryptomeria japonica (Japanese cedar), 801 nucleotides long. RefSeq names its product mitochondrial import inner membrane translocase subunit Tim9. The transcript has 2 exons. The record is from RefSeq and is a predicted model, not a curated record. Lineage: Eukaryota; Viridiplantae; Streptophyta; Pinopsida; Cupressales; Cupressaceae. The coding region runs from base 195 to 476 and encodes 93 amino acids.